Messenger RNA from Paramecium octaurelia, 626 nucleotides. The record is from the annotation of a GenBank genome assembly. Lineage: Eukaryota; Ciliophora; Oligohymenophorea; Peniculida; Parameciidae.
AUGAAUAAAAAUUAUUAAGCAAGCCUUAGAGAUAAACAUUUUUUCAAAUGGUGCUACAUCAUUCGGUAUGUUUAAUAAUAGAAAGAAAAUAAAGAAAAUGCUGAGAAAUUUGAUAAUGAAAUGAUUAAUGUUUUGCUUAUAGAUUAAUACCCCUAAACAAAGUGCAACAAAGAAUUGCUUCUUUAACUAAUAAGUGAAGAUUUUGAUCUAAAAUUCGUGAAAUUGAUCUAUAAGCCAACAUUCUAAUAGAUAACAAGCAAUCAUAUUACACUCAGAAUAGGUUUUUAUUGAAAUUGAACUUGAAACCCAAAUCAAUAAAAGAAAGGUAUUUGAUAAUUAAGUUAAAAGGCAAUCAAAAAAAGAAUGACUCUCCUUUCGAGUUUUUAGGAAACACAACCAAAUAGCAUAGAUUUCUUAUACCAUGUAUAAAAAAACUUCUUCAUUAAUUAUCAAUCCUAUAACCAAAGAGAAGAUUUGAUUCAAGAAUUGCACACAAUGAGGAUCUUCAUUAAGUGCUUUCCUUUUCAACAUAUAUCUCAAAAAUUUAAUAGCUAUGGUCAAGAAGGAUUAAUGCAGCUUGCAAUGAAAAUUAAUCUAAAAAACGCGAAAAGAAGAAAACUCUUUGA